AUGGCGGCUGCAUGUGAGGGAAGGAGGGCUCUGUCAUGUGAAGGGAGGGCGGGAGCAGCACCACGGGAGGAGAUCUCUCAGCCUAUGGCCGGGCAGAGUGCUGCUGCUCUGGCACGAGGUGCACUGGGGGGGCGACGGAGGGCCCAGGACAGGGGGGCACUGCCAUUGUCACCAUCAUGGUCAUUAUUAGAACCAGCUUCGCCAGUGUCGUCCUCAUUAAAAGCACCAGCGGCAGACGCAGAAGCAGCAGCAACAGCAGCAGCAGCAGCAGCAACAGCAGCAGAAGCAGCAGCAGCAACAGCAGCAGCAGCAGCAGCAGCAGCAACAGCAGCAGAAACAGCAACAACAGCAGAAGCGUCAGCACGUGUGGCACACGUGAUGUCGCCACCACCAGCAGCAGCAUCACAUUGGUUCCGGCCUGCCUUUGUGCUCUUUGGUGACUCGCUCACUCAGAGGUCCUUUGCUGGAGGCGGGUGGGGGGCAGCGCUGCAGAACCUCUAUGCCCGCAAGGUGAACCCUCUGCUACAAGGGGCGCUCGAACACAAUCGCAAUGAACAAAGUGCAGUGCUUCUGCAUUCAUUUCCAUUUCCCUGCUUGCAGGUGUACGGGUCACGGGGGUGUGACGGGGUUACAGCCAUUGACGGGGUACACGCAACAAUGCAAGUUGCCACACAUAGUGACUUCAAACACAAUGCUCUGCCUUCACGUCACUCGGUGCUGUUGCUGUCCUGUUGCUGUCCUGUUGCUGUGCUGUUGCUGUCCUGUUACUGUGCUUUUGCUGUGCUGUUGCUGUGCUGUUGCUGUGCUGUUUGCAGGCGGGCGUGGUGCUAUUGGGAUACAGCUGUAGAGGGUGGACGUGGUGUUACGGGGCUAAGUGGGUACAACACACGCUGGGCACUCUUUCUCCUGCCCAAGCUCUUUCCCAAGGGUGACACCUCGAUUCCGCCUCCCGCCCUGGUGACUGUUUUCUUUGGCGCCAACGACGCCGCUCUGCCAGGGAGAACGAGCGGCAAGCAGCACGUGCCGAUACCCGAGUUUAAGGAGAACCUGCGAGUCAUAGUCACUCACCUGCAGUCAGAGCAGCAGAGGCACGCUCAGCACGUGCUGAUUUUAGAGUUCAAGGAGAACCUGCGAGUCACCGUCACUCACCUGCAGUCGCUGGGUCCCAACGUGCGUGCGCGCUGCUCAUCACUCUUCCCUCUUUGCGUUGUGCUCUCCUCACCAUCCCCCUCUUUCCUCCUCUCCCCCCUUCUUACCCCUCCACCCUACCGCCAGUCGCUGGGUCCCAACGUGCGGGUGGUGCUCAUCACUCCCCCCCCUGUGGACGAGCCUGGUCGCAUGGAGUUCGCCAAAGCGACUUACGGUGAGCAGUGUAUGAAGGAGCCGGAGCGGACGAAUGAGGUGACGGGGAAGUAUGCAGCAGCGGUGAAGGAGGUGGCAGAGGCGUGUGGGGGCGUGCCUGCAGCGCGUUAUCUGGUUUCCGCUGCCAUGUCGACGCCGAACAAGCGGAGGGAGAUGGAUGUGAUGAAGCUGAUGAUGAGCGAUUAUAAAGUCGAGCUUAUAAACGACAGUAUGAUCGAGUUCAACGUCUACUUUCACGGUCCUAAAGAAAGUCCGUAUGAGGGAGGCGUAUGGAAAGUCCACGUUGAACUCCCUGAUGCGUAUCCCUACAAGUCUCCAUCGAUUGGAUUUAUUAAUCGGAUUUUCCACCCUAACGUCGACGAAUCGUCUGGCUCGGUAUGCCUAGACGUCAUCAAUCAAAUAUGGAGUCCAAUGUUCGACUUGAUCAACGUGUUUGAAGUCUUCCUUCCACAGCUCCUGCUGUACCCGAAUCCAACUGAUCCUCUGAAUGGCGAAGCUGCAGCAAUGCUCAUGCGGGACCCAGAGCAAUACAAGCAGAAAGUGAAAGAGUACUGCCUACGAUACGGCAAGGCAGAGGAUUUAGUCAGAAAGCACAAGGCGGAUUCUGACGACGAUGAUAGUGAAGACCUGAGCGACUAUGAUGACAACGAUGCUUCCAGCGAUGAAGAGAUGGCUGGGCCGACGGAUUUAUAA
Closterium sp. Yama58-4 is the source of this 2055-nucleotide messenger RNA. The record is from the annotation of a GenBank genome assembly. Lineage: Eukaryota; Viridiplantae; Streptophyta; Zygnematophyceae; Desmidiales; Closteriaceae.